AUGGCGAAUCAUAUACAUACGAAUCAGUUGUGGUCAAAUUCAUUUCUUGAUCCAUAUCAAACAUUCAAAAAUCGAUAUGCAUUCGAAAUGUUACAUUCGCUUGGUUCCGUAUUUGAUAACAAAUAUUCAACGAACACAUCUCUGCAAACAAUGAUGAUUAGUUUAGCCAAACGAGAUGAUAAGAAUUUCUACAAGUUGGCUCUUAUUGCAUAUCAAGUUCUUCAAAAAGAUGAAUCAGUUGAUUUAAUGACUAUUUUUAAUGAAAAUGAAUUCGAACAAAGCACACUAGAUUUAUCAAAGCCCGAUGAAGAAACAUUAGAAAACGAUCAACUUCACUAUGAUGUUAACGUUGUUCAUGUUACUCCGACCUGUAAAAAAGUUAUGCCAAUGGAACGAAUUCAAGGUCAUCGUGCACUACGUCAUUCUGCUUUUAAUGAUGUGAAUGACUUUUGUUUGGUAUACUUUAAAUCAGAUAAAGAAGGUGGAUAUGUUAAUUCAAAUCCAUAUUACGAAAUGGUAUUGAAAUCGGGUAUUCUUUUAUGUAAUACACGGUACCAUUUAUUUGGUGCAUCUAAUUCGCAACUUCGAGAACACAGUUAUUGGUUUAUAAAAGCGAAUUCGUAUAAAGAAGUCGAUGAUAAACGAGCACAAUUAGGUGAUUUUAGUGAAAUUACUAAUGUUGGAAAAUAUUUAGCGCGUUUAGGUCUUUGGUUUAGUAAGACUAUUUCAAGUAGAAUUACGCUCAAUUAUACUGAAGAUUUCGAUGAACGAAUUCAAAAUGGUGAUUAUUGUGUUAAAAUGAUUGAUGACAUUGAACGUAAUGGUUAUUGUUUUACAGAUGGAAAUGGCUUUAUAUCAAAAGGUUUAGCAAAACUUGUUGCGAAAAACCUUGAUUAUCCCAUUGAAAAUAUCGAACUUGAUAUUUAUCCAUCUGCUUAUCAAAUUCGAAUGGCCGGUUGUAAAGGUCUUGUCGUUGUUGAGCCACAAUCCACCUUGGAUCAAUUCUAUAUCAAAAUUCGUCCAUCAAUGAAGAAAUUCAAAUCGAAUGACUGGACUUUGGAGAUUUGUGAAGCUAGUCAACCAAUUCCAACUCGGCUUAAUAACCAAGUUAUUAUGAUUAUGUCCGAUCUUGGCGUGCCAGAUAAAAAGUUUCUUGAUCUACAAUGCAAAUGGUUUCGAGAUGAAAAAAAAUCACCUGAUAAUUCUCAAGAUCUUUUAAAAAAUAAGAUACCAAUGCCGGUAAAUGAAUGUCGCUAUAUGUUUGGUUGUGCAAUCGAAUCUAGUCUUGAACCAGGAAAAUGCUUUAUUCGAUACCAAGUUGUUGAUGAUGACGGACAACCACUUAAAACUCCUCGAUUUGAAACCGUUGUUGGACGUGUUAUUGUGACGAAGAAUCCUUGCCUUCAUGCUGGUGAUAUGCUUGAACUAGAAGCUGUCGAUAAUCAUGAACUUUAUUGCCUAACUGAUGUUAUCGUAUUUUCCACUAAAGAUGAAAGUAAAUUGCCAUACUCUGUUUGUCUUGAAUCCAAUUUAAAUAUGAUUAUAGGACCUGAUCCAAAUAAAAUUUCUGGAUCCGAUCUCGACGGUGAUCAUUAUUUCGUUUAUUGGGGUCAGGAUUUGAAAAUAUCUCGAAAAGUUGACCCACUUGAUUAUACAUCGUUUGUUUCACAACGUUCUCCAAAAUCUUCGCCAAUAACUCAUACGGAUAUUUUACGGCAUUGUUAUUCAUUAUUCGGUGCUAUAAGUUGCGGUGAAAUCUAUAAUUUACAUGCUACUGUCGUUGACAAAAAUCUCGAAAAUUGUAAACAACUUACAUGUCAAAAAUUGGCUGUUGAACUUGCAAACAUGUUUUCAGCUGCUAUCGAUUCUUCUAAAACGGGCUAUGUCGCUGAUAGACAACGUAUUAAUCAAAUUCGUAAACUAGUGGGCAAAUUAUAUCCAGAUUUUUUGAUGAAAGAUAAUUCAUAUGAAUCUCAAUCUAUUCUUGGUAAACUCUAUCGACAAGCACUCGAAUACAAGAAUAAAAAUUCGGAUAAAUUUCUAAAUCAAAAGAUCAGUUUAAACAAGAAUACUUAUGACAAGUUUCGAAUGAAGAAUAUUGAUUCAUAUUUAGAAUUAGAUUCUGGAUUGGCCAUCAAUCCACACAUUAUCUGUCGAGAUUUCACAACUUCGUAUUCUCUGAAAGCGCCUGAUAAAAGUAUACCAGCAAUAUGGAUUGCAAUUUAUCAAAAGAAAUAUAAAAAUAUUAAACCACUCGAAAAAUGUAAAACAGUAACUCAAAAUAAUCAUAUUGUAUGGUUUAAUGUCACACUCACAGUACUACUUUCAUAUUCUUGUGCUAUGCUUCUGUGGCUCAUUGUGUUUUGGCUUGUAUUCUCGUAG
Molecule: messenger RNA, 2382 nt
Organism: Rotaria sp. Silwood1
Lineage: Eukaryota; Metazoa; Rotifera; Eurotatoria; Philodinida; Philodinidae
Source: the annotation of a GenBank genome assembly